Messenger RNA from Entamoeba nuttalli P19, 1890 nucleotides. Its product is annotated as kinesin, putative. The record is from RefSeq and is a predicted model, not a curated record. Gene Ontology annotation, molecular function: ATP binding; microtubule motor activity; microtubule binding. The transcript is spliced from 2 exons. Gene Ontology annotation, biological process: mitotic spindle organization; microtubule-based movement. NCBI's taxonomy places the organism in Eukaryota, Evosea, Mastigamoebida, Endamoebidae. The coding region runs from base 1 to 1890 and encodes 629 amino acids.
AUGAACAGUUCUGUCUCAGUUGCUAUUAGAAUUAGACCACAAAAUGAACGAGAAGUCAAUGAUGUCUGUAUUAAAGCAGAAAAUGACAAGACUUUGGUUUAUUUUUCUGAAGAGUUAAAAGGAGAAAGUUUUAAUUUUGAUUAUGUUGCUGAUCAAAAAACAUCACAAAAAGAUGUCUUCACUCAAAUAGGAAUUCCUCUUGUUGAAACAGCAUUAAACGGAUAUAAUUCAACUUUAUUUGCUUACGGGCAAACAGGUUCAGGAAAAACGUUUACUACAUUUGGAAAUUGUGACGUUGAAGAAGAACAAGGAAUUAUACCCCGAUCAUUAAAAUAUUUGUUUGAAAAGGUAAAUGCUCAAAUGGAUACAGGAAGUGGAAUUAUUUAUUCAAUGACAUGUUCAAUGCAAGAAAUUUAUAAUGAACAAGUAAUUGACUUAAUUGAUAAAAAUAAAAUUAAAACAGAACUGAGUAUGGUAGCUGUUUCUGGUGAUGAUGAUAAGCGAAAACGAAAAAAUGAUUUAUCAAAUGAACAAAUUGUUAUUACUUCUUGGGAAGAAGCAUGGGAAAUUAUCCAAAAAGGAUUUACAUUAAGACACACAAGUGCGACAUUAUCAAAUGAUAGAUCAUCUCGUUCACAUUGUAUAUUCACUGUAUUUAUAUCAAAGUUAGAAAAUGGAAUUGGAAAAAAAGUUGAAUCAACAAGUAAAUUAACGUUUGUUGAUUUAGCUGGGUCUGAACGUCAAUCAAAUACUGGAGCAAAAGGAAAACUAUUAAAAGAAGCAGCAAAUAUUAAUCGUUCUCUUGUUGUAUUUGGAAGAGUUAUUCAUGGAUUAGUUCAAGCAAGUACUGGUAAGUCAGAUGUGUUUAUUCCUUAUAGGGAUAGUAGAUUAACAUUUAUGUUAAAAGAUUCAUUAGGUGGUAAUUGUAAAACAGUUAUUAUUGGAACUGUUUCACCUUCAUUAUCAAGUAUUAAAGAAACAUCUUCUACUAUUAAAUUUUGUUUUUCAUCACGUAAUAUAAAAUGUAUUAUUAAAAGAAAUGCUGUUUAUACAGGAACACCUGAUGAAAUGAAAGAAGAGAUUGAACGACUAAGAUUAGAAAAUGAACAACUUAAACGAGGAAAUGGAAUUAUAAUUGGGGCUGACAAACUUGAGAAAGCAAAAUCACAAAUAAGACAUUUAGAAUAUACAGUAUUUGCUAAAAUGGAUCAAGAAAGAAUACUUAGAGAUGAAAAGAGAGAUUUAGAAGAAAAAUUAAAGAAGAAAGAUGAUAUUGUUUCAAGAUGGCUUCAGAAUGAAGAAACAUUCAAAAAAACUGUUGAUGCGUUACAAAAACAAAUUUUAGGAUUAAGAAAAGGAAAUAGUAAAAUUGUUAGUGAUGCCAUGAAAACAGAGAUUGAAAAAUGGAAAAAACUUGCUCAAAAUAACGCAAAAAUUGAAACACUUCAAUUAGAAAAUGAUGAAUUAAAAGAUAAAAUUGAAAAAUUACAACCAACAGAAGAUAAAACUGAGGAGUUAAAUCGAAUUAUUAUGGAAAAGACAGAUGAGAUAACUAUUAUUUCUAAACAACUAAGGGAAGUUACAGAAACUAAAGAGGAAUUAAUUAAAGAAAGAGAUGCUUUAAAACUCGAUGCUACUAGAUAUGUUGAAAAAGAGUUCAAACAAAAAAUUAAUGAUUUGGACACAGAAAUCAUUGAGUAUAAAACUGCACUGAGUGAUAGAGAAAAGAUUAUAGAAGAUUUACAUCUUGAGAUUGAUAAUCUUUAUAAAGAUAAUGAACAAUUUGUCAUUUAUAUUGAUGAACUUAAAAAAGCACUCGAUAAGUAUUCUAGAAAAAGUGUAAGGGAAUUAAAAGAAGAAGUUUGUGGAAAAGAAGAGCAACCCAAAUAG